This is a messenger RNA of Panthera uncia (snow leopard), 1003 nucleotides long. It is a transcript of the gene RIT2, whose product is annotated as Ras like without CAAX 2. Gene Ontology annotation, molecular function: GTPase activity; calmodulin binding; GTP binding. Bases 68 to 721 code for a protein of 217 amino acids. The record is from RefSeq and is a predicted model, not a curated record. Gene Ontology annotation, biological process: positive regulation of neuron projection development; Ras protein signal transduction. Lineage: Eukaryota; Metazoa; Chordata; Mammalia; Carnivora; Felidae. The transcript has 5 exons. Gene Ontology annotation, cellular component: plasma membrane.
UAUCUGAGCGAGCACCUGACACGGGCGACUUUUUCUUUCUUUUUUCUCCUCCCGUCUCUCGGGUAAGAUGGAGGUAGAAAGCGAAGCCAGCUGCUCCCCCAGCCGCGCAUCAGGCGGGUCCAGAGAGUACAAGGUGGUAAUGCUGGGAGCUGGGGGAGUUGGUAAAAGCGCAAUGACAAUGCAGUUUAUUAGUCAUCAGUUUCCUGAUUAUCAUGACCCCACUAUUGAAGAUGCUUAUAAGACCCAGGUUAGAAUUGACAAUGAGCCAGCUUAUUUGGACAUUUUGGACACUGCUGGUCAGGCAGAAUUCACAGCCAUGCGGGAGCAGUAUAUGCGAGGUGGAGAGGGAUUCAUCAUCUGUUACUCUGUCACUGACCGCCAGUCAUUCCAGGAAGCUGCCAAGUUUAAAGAGCUCAUUUUUCAAGUCCGCCACACCUAUGAAAUUCCCUUGGUGCUGGUGGGUAACAAAAUUGACCUAGAACAGUUCCGCCAGGUAUCUACAGAAGAAGGCUUGAGUCUGGCCAGGGAAUAUAACUGUGCUUUUUUUGAGACUUCUGCAGCCCUCAGAUUCUGCAUUGAUGACGCCUUUCACGGUCUAGUGAGGGAAAUCCGCAAGAAAGAGUCCAUGCCAUCCUUGAUGGAAAAGAAACUGAAGAGAAAAGACAGCCUAUGGAAGAAGUUAAAAGGCUCAUUGAAGAAGAAGAAAGAAAGCAUGACAUGAUAUCCUUGCUUCUAACUCCCUUAUUCUCUUUCUGAAUUUUAUCAGUUGGACAAUUCCAUGUGUUGCAUUUGGCUUCAAUAUUUUCUGUCUCUCUCUCCUUCUCUUUAAAUAUCUGCCUAUAGGUAAAAGCAAGAUCUGCAUAACUGUACCUCUUGAGAUAGUUUUGUUUUGCCCUUAACAGUUGGAUGGAUUUUGUCAAUCAGCUGGAUAUGCUGUUUAAGUUUUUACAAUAUAUUACUAAAUAAAAUUGACAUUCCAAUUGCCUCAUUUCCCUUUAAAGAG